Hyalella azteca is the source of this 7047-nucleotide messenger RNA. RefSeq lists its product as uncharacterized. The transcript has 6 exons. The coding region runs from base 1532 to 3163 and encodes 543 amino acids. The record is from RefSeq and is a predicted model, not a curated record. Lineage: Eukaryota; Metazoa; Arthropoda; Malacostraca; Amphipoda; Hyalellidae.
UCUGGUGAUAAGUGCCCUGCUGUGUCGCUAGCUCGUCUCGCACCUGCCAUGCUUAGGGUGUCUUAUUGCACGCUAUAAAUCCCACUCAGUAUCAACACUCCCCACUCUUAUUGGACGAUAUAAUUCCCACUCAGUAUCAGCACUCCACUCGACAGAGCACAGUUCAUGAGCUUGAGUCGCACAUUACGGGCUGAGGCUGCCGGACGUGAUGACGCCGGAGUCGCUUCUGCUGCAGCGGAAAAUCGAAAUUUGCACGCCACCGAAAAUUUUGAAAAUUUUCGAAUUUCGAAAAUUUUCACACUUGCCGGAGUUGCGGGAGACACGAACAAAUUAAUCGAACGGAACAGAAAGAGCUGCGCCGAGAGUUUUGUCGCUGAUGGAAUGCUGGUGCGCCGCGGCCUGAACUGCUGCUGGUUGCUUAGCUGACUGGGUCUCCAACUGACUGGGUCUCCAGCUAACUGGGUCUCCAGCUGACUGGGUCUCCAACUAACUGGGUCGCCAGCUGACUGGGUCUCCAACUGACUGGGACUUUAGCUAACUGGGUCUCCAACUGACUAGGUCUCCAGCUGACUGGGUCUCCAACUGACUUGGUCUCCAGCUAACUGGGUCUCCAACUGACUGGGUCUCCUGCUGACUGGGUCUUUAACUGACUGGGUCUCCAGCUAACUGGAUCUCCAACUGACUGGGUCUCCAACUGACUGGGUCUCCAACUGCUUUGGUCUCCAACUGACUGGGUCUCCAACUGCUUUGGUCUCCAACUGACUGGGUCUCCAGCUGACUGGGCCUCCAACUACACGGGUCUCUAACUGACUGGGUCUCCAAGUGACUGGGUCUCCAACUGACUGGGCCUCCAACUGACUGGGCCUCCAACUGACUGGGUCUCCAACUGACUGGGUCUUCAACUGACUGGGCCUCCAACUGACUGGAUCUCCAACUGACUGGGUCUCCAGCUAACUGGGUCUCCAACUGACUGGGUCUCCAGCUGACUUGGUCUCCAGCUGACUGGGUCUCCAACUGACUGGGCCUCCAACUGACUGGGUCUCCAGCUGACUGGGUCUCCAACUGACUGGGUCUCCAACUGACUGGGUCUCCAACUGCUUUGGUCUCCAACUGACCGGGGUCUACAACUGACUGGGUCUCCAACUGCCUGGGUCUCCAGCUGACUGGGUCUCCAACUGACUGGGUCACCAACUGCCUGGGUCUCCAACUGACUGGGUCUCCAACUGCCUGGGUCUCCAACUGACUGGGUCUCCAACUGCCUGGGUCUCCAACUGAUAGGGUCUCCAACUAAUUGGGUCUCCAACUAACUGGAUCUCCAACUGACUGGGUCUCCAACUGACUGGGUCUACAACUGACUGGGUCUUCAGAAGACUGGGUCCCCCAGCUGACUGGGUCUUCAGAAGCCUGGGUCCUUCAGCUGACUGGGUCUUCAGAAGACUGGGUCCCUCAGCUGACUGGGACUCUGCACUGCUGGGCCCGUCUUGUCGUCUGGCCCCAGCUGUGCACGGCUGGGCCCGCUGGGCUGCCGAGUAUGCUGCGGAGCCUGCCUACUUCCCGACUCGCUAUAGUGGCGCUGCUCUUGCUGCUCCUCACUGACGCUAGUCAGACACAGAGAAGUGAUGCCCUAAGAAGUGAUCAACAUAUGCGACAGAUCGUGGACCGUUCACCAAACAAGCCAGCAAGAGAUCUCAGCGCCGAUCCGACCUCACAUCUCAGUACGAACGUAAUGCGCUUGCGACACGAGGGUCACUUACAGCGGUACGGCGGCUCUACCGCGGACUACAGCUUACGGGCAAAUCGUAUACACAAUACUUAUAGCCAGAGCGCUACCGACGUAGAACAUUCGAAACGAGUCUCUUCGACGAGGAGAGACGGAAACGAACGAGAUGAAAGAACGAAUAGAGCUGAGCUUAAUUCAAGAUGGCAGCCCUCGGCAAGUCAAUACUUGAACUCAUCUUCGUUCCAUCCAUCUCAUAAUAAUUUUCACCAUAGAACUUCAAGCGUUGCGCGAAGCCCAGCUGAUGAAGGUUCUCGACAUAACAGUCAAAACCGCCAGGAAGUGGCAGAUUUAGGAAGAAGCCGUCAUUCAGUUAUUAAUGAGCCUUAUUCGAGAAUCAGAACUCGACCACAUUAUUCCUCAUCAAGUUCACCCUAUGGCAGCCCUCGAGUAGCAUCACCUUUAACGAGGCCUGAUCUCCACCGAGAUGGAAGUUCAGUAUUAGAUAAGCCCGACGGGCGCUCCUCACACAAUUUUAGCAAUAGCAAUAGAAAUCAAUAUGUCCAAAAUAAUUUAUCGCACAACUUGCAAAGUCAAUCUUCUCCUCUAGUCUCUAACUCUCCUCAUCUAACCGAUACGAGAAUUGAGCAGCAAAAGUCCAACUCGGAUCCAACAAUGGAAGACGAGGACACUCUAACUCGCAGAAUAGAUGAGAUUAUCCAGUCCAGACAAAGCAAAACGCGUGAGAUUUCUAAUGGGGAAACUGAUGUCUCCCGAAAAAUUAAUGGGCUCGAUGCAGGAGUUGUGCAGAAAUCGUCUUCCUCAAAUUCAAAUAGAAAUAGUCGAGCAGAUGAACUCGAAACUGCGCUGACAUCAACUCUAGAUCGCCAGACCAGCCAAAGAGAAGAACAACCGGCGAAUAAAGGAAGGCAUCACAGGAGAGAUAAGUCUAAAAAGAACAGAAACCGAAACCAGCGAAAUCGAAACCAAAAGAGAAAGAAGAAGAAAGGAAAUCGAAGGCGAUUGGAGGCGUUAAUAAAAGAGCACAGUUUGACAAUACACGACGUGGAAGGAGAAUCUUUCCUGGAUUGCUGCCCUUCUAAAUUGGUGGUCGUGGAGAAGCAAGUGGGCAAAGCACGGGACAACCAUGCAGUCGAGCUGCAUCCCGACUCUCAAUACUUCUACGAACGCGUCUGUUUAGAUCAAUUUGAAGGCUCGGAAUGUAUUUUUCCUUCCAGAGCCGUCAAAUCCUGGGUUAAAACUCGCUGCGCUCCAACAUAUUCAUAUUCACAAGCGUUGGUGCGCCGCUACGCCACGACCGACGACUGGUCGCUGGACUACGUAGAGGUGAGCAGCGGCUGCUCCUGUCAGGUCAGCCUCGACGCCAGCCCCGACAGAGACUCUGGCGCCAGGAAUAACUCCGCCUCGGCACUUGCAAGAAACUAAGUGCAACCAACGUCUGAAUAAUCUCAUUAUUAUGACUGCCUAUCUUUAUUGUAUUGAAUCAAAACCAAUUACGCGGUAAUAGGUGAUUGAUUUCUUAUCAUACACUCUGAGGAAUAAUACAGAUAUUCAACGGAAACGAUAUACAGUAUCUGUUGACAAGCGCCAGGAAUCACUCCGCCUCGGCACUUGCAAGAAACUAAGUGCAAUCAACGUCUGAAUAAUCUCAUUAUUAUGACUGCAAAUGGUUAUUAUAUUAAAGCAAGACCAUUUACGUGGUAAUAGGUGAUUGAUUUCUUAUCAUACGCUCUGAGGAAUAUAUGCAGAUAUUCAAUGGAAACGCUAUAUCUGUUAAUCCUCAGAAAUUCUGAUGUUAAACUGAGAGGUGCAUUAGGAAGUAAACGGUUCAAUCUUAUAGUCCAUGUUGACCAAAGAUAUGUGUACCGUUUAUACUAUGCAUUUAUUUACUUGAAGCAAUCUCUCAAGGAAAUGUACUUUAUUCUUGAAACACGUUCAUAUUACGUAAAAAAAUUUACAAGCCCUCGUUUGACACUUAUAACAAUAACAGGGUUUUGGAUUUUGAAUACAAUAUUUGACCAUGGGUAUAACAAAAUUGGCACCACGUUUCUUGACAUAGCGCGUGAAUCUGCUUCAUGUCACUAACUUAUCACAUUUUGAUUUUAUUUGAGGGUUAUGUGGCUGAUUUUUCUUGCCCUUGUAAUAAUGCCACCAAAUUUUUAACUCACUUUACUAUUGUAUUUGAUUUCUCCUGAAUGGUAACUAUUCGGGUGGAAGUUAUUGGAAAAUUGUAUUUUUUCCUAGCUACAAAAAUUCAGUUUUUUAUUGAAUUAAUUUUCGAUUUGUUUAAUGGAAGGUAAUAUGUUGUGAGGAGUGUUUUUCAGCGCCGAAUUCUUUUAAUUUACCUUAAAUGUACGUCUAAUUUGUAUCAAUACUGGAAGCUUUAAACCAGCAGGAUAGCACUUCCAUGUGUACACUGCACUCAUUUCGGUAAUAAUUCGAACUGUCACAUUACAACCUGUGGACGAAAACCAUGUUAAACGAAUUAGCAAAUUCACUGAAUUGGAACUAUAUUUCUCAAAAUAAUUGAUUAAAAAUUUCACUCAUUCACUUGGUAGUAAUGUUGGUAACACAAGCGCUCUAGUUUAAUUCCAGAGACGCAAUAAAAACUUCCAAGCCCACAACUUGAAGUUGUGGCCGCUUACAAACUUACACACGGAGAAAAAUGGGAGGCAAUGUUAACUUGAGUGACCGAAAUUUCAAUUCAACUCGUACAUGACAACUCUUAUGAACUUGAUAAACAACUUUGAGUUGAAAUAUUGCACAAGUUAAUGGUAUUUAAGAAGCAUUUUAUUUUUAUAUACAAACCGCAGGGCGCGCUUGGAGAAGCGGUGGCAAGGCAUCGAAAAGCCAUUGCAGGCCGCAUAGAAAGGACGGGAUACAAUCAGUAAUUUGUCUAACGUUGAAAAAGAAUUCCCGCGCUGACAAAUACUUAGCUUACUAUAUAGUGAUUCACGGUAACUUCCUAAUUUGAAAACACAAUAAGAAAAGAACUACUCGUUGUAAAGAUAUCUUUUCGAUAUGAACUUUGUUAAAAAAUACAUUAAAUAAAAUUUGUAUCACUAAGUUCUAAAAAUGACAACGGUCAGAUGAUGGCCCACAUUGUUGAUGCAUUUAGUUAGUCGAUUUAUGAAGUUUCGUUCAAUUCGCCGUAGCUUUUUGACGGGUAUGUUGGCGAUGGCUUGGCAUAUUCUGUUUCUCAAAUGAGGUAGGGUCCUUAGACAGUCAUUAUAAACAAUUAUUUUAAGAUAACCCUUUAAAAAAUCACAUGUAGCCCAAUCGGGGUAUCGGGCCGGCCAAUGAAGAGUCGCCUCUCAAGGAGAUAAGGUGAAUAAAAGCGUGUUCAUGUGCUUAACGGUGUGGAGAACGCAGAAACGCCUCUCUAAUUCUCUCUACGUUUUCGAGUGUUGUGGCAGUCCGAUGACCUCCAGAUCCUCUUGCGUUCACACUUCACUUGCCCUUAAAUGUGUUCACCCACUUAACAAUCGAUUUCCUCGAUUUCCGAUCAGGAACCCGACCUGAAAGACGAAGACGGAAUCGAAUGCGGAAUGCUCGUUGAGUAGCGAUAAUGGAAUGGCCACAAGAAAGUAUGCCUCGACAGCAAACGCACGCUGCUCACUUGUCCAAUGCAUAUUGGCAACUGUCUAGGUAGGACACAAACGUCAUAACCUUGCCUCUCAGACGAAAUAUUUUUCGUCCUUUUCCUACAACAUUUGACUGCUUGGCGUCAAAUUUAAAAUAGGAAAUUUCCGUGAAUCGCUCUGUAUCAAAGCAGAGCUGAACUUAAUUUACAGAAAAUCAUUGACAAUCGGUGACGGCGUAGACGAUAGUAUCUGUGCAGGCAACUAACGGUAGCACAGGCGACGGACGAUAGUGCAGACGACAUAAGAUGAUGCAGACGAUAGCCAGGCUAUCACGAAACUGUAAUAUCUCAAAAGAGUUAAUGUUGGUAGUUUCUUUGACUUCUUAGUUUAAAAGUAUGGUUUCAAGGUACAUUCAGUCUGCUCCAUCCGAAGAUACGAGCGACAAAUAAAACUUCUCAACAAGACGGUUGGUUCUGAACGUCUGAUGUUCAUCCUCCGGGUACUAAGUUUGACUCAGUUCUAGCUUCACCAUGUCUACCUCAAUGCUCCUGCCUCAUUUAUAUGACCAACAUUGUUUUUAAGAAACUCCAGCGAUAAUCACAGAGUUUUUGAUAAGAAUUUUGUUGGUAAUUUCUAAUUUUUAAACAUAAAAAUCGUCUAAAUAAUUAUUUGAAUAUACUUUUGAUUUUAGCAUAUUUUUACAGAAUGGGGAAUAAUUCUGUUCGCUUCGACCUUACUUUACCUUUAGAGUCUUUAUUGAAAUCUCAUUAAGUUUACUUCUACACUUAUCGGCAACGUAAAGUAGAUUCUUAUUAUACAUUUUGGCAGGAUAACUAGAGGGCAACAUAAGCUUGAUUUUAGUACAGCCGAAUAUUUAGUUUUGAAAUGAUCAAAAUAAAUAAGAUAUAUGUAAUACUUGUUUCGUUUCAUCUUCUCUCCCUGUUUUUACAAUUUUUAAUUACUGCCAAUUCUCCGUGCCCUGGCUUGAAAAGCAAUCAAAUUGAUGCUCUACCUUCCUCAGACAAUUACCUUCCUCAGAAAUAAUUGUCGAUGUUAGUGAUGCUGAUUACCUUAUUGGCUUCACUUCUUGCCUUUACUCUGCACAGGUGUGUUCUUAGAGGCCAAAGACAAAUUCUUUAUGUUACUUGUAAUUUCGGUCCAUCGCUAUUCAUGAUCAUAUUAGCUGCAAUCGCUAAUACAUAGGAUUUUGCCACCUCUUAUGCUGACAAAUAGACAAUCAUCCUCUGUUCAUCUCAGGCUGUCCAUUUUUCCUCGCGUGGCGCAACAGAAAUUCAAAAACUCGAUAUAUUCUCAGAAAUUCCAUAGAAUUUAUUAGUAAAUGAACAAAAUUAGUUAUGCACAAUCGUUGCCUCUAUUCUAAAACAUUAAUAUUAUAUUAUUGCUAGAAAAUAUUUUAUAAAUAACCGACUAUUGUUACGAUGCUCUCAUUAGAUUGUGAGUAGCAUUUAAUAUUAGCAACGAGAUUUACUGGUGCUCUUGCUCGUAUAAAAUCAUAGUUUCAACGCAAUACUGUAGGCUUAAUUUAAGCUUAACUAAACGAGCCCUCUGACAUCCUCUGUAUAUCGAGGUCGUGCUAAGAAACUUGUACAUUUAUGUUCUGUAUAUCUGGCAGUUGAGAAUCGUUUUAGCUUUUAAACUAGAUUUAAGCCUUUAAAAGCAUAACAUUUUUUUUGCUCGAUGAUUCUCUAUUAAACCUAAAUCAAC